Messenger RNA from Ylistrum balloti, 1638 nucleotides. Its product is annotated as flavin-containing monooxygenase 5-like. NCBI's taxonomy places the organism in Eukaryota, Metazoa, Mollusca, Bivalvia, Pectinida, Pectinidae. The transcript has 2 exons. The record is from RefSeq and is a predicted model, not a curated record. Gene Ontology annotation, molecular function: flavin adenine dinucleotide binding; N,N-dimethylaniline monooxygenase activity; NADP binding. Bases 1 to 1638 code for a protein of 545 amino acids.
AUGACGAAGACGGUGCUUGUGAUAGGGGCUGGUGUGUCUGGACUGGCAUCUGUCAAACACUGCCUGGACGAAGGAAUGGAACCGAUAUGCUUCGAAAAGGAUACAGACAUUGGCGGACUGUGGAAUUAUCACGACUGGUCCAAAGAGGGCGACCCAAGCCUCUACAACUCAUGCAGCAUCAACACCAGUAAGGAGAUGACCUGUUAUAGUGACUUCCCGAUUCCUAAGGAGUUCCCAAACUUCAUGGGACACAAACACUUCAAAAAAUACCUCAAUCUUUACGCAGACAAUUUCAGUUUGAGGAAGUACAUAAACUUUAACCAUAGCGUAGAAAACGUUAAAAAAGCAGAAGAUUUUGAAAACACUGGGAGCUGGAUAACGUUAGUCAAGAACUUAAAUACAGGAACGACUCGAAAAGUGAAGACCGACUUCGUUAUCGUCUGUAAUGGACAUCUUCACACACCACACAUGCCAACAUUCGCCGGACUAGACAAGUUCAAGGGCAAGGUCAUACACACCCACGACUACAAAGACUUCCGGGGUUAUGAAGGAAAGCGAAUCCUCGUGGUGGGGAUUGGAAAUUCUGGGUCGGACGUCGCCUGUGAGUUGAGUCGACAUGCCGAACACGUUUACAUGUCAAGUCGUCGCGGAACAUACGUGAUCCAGAGAGCUGCUGACCACGGAGUGCCAUUUGACCAUCUCGCCCUCAACCGGUUUUCCAUGAAACUACCAUGGAGCCUUAUGCGGCCAAUGUUUUUCAAUCGCCUAAAUCGGCGCUACAACCAUGCAAACUACGGUCUCUCGCCUAACAAACGCUUCGACGGAAGCGUCUUGACUAUCAGCGACGAUCUCCCAAACAGGAUCUUACUGGGUACUAUUAACAUCAAGUGUAAUGUGAAGGAGUUCACACCAGAUGGCGCCAUAUUUGAGGACGGUUCAGAUCUAAAGAACAUUGACGUAGUCGUCCUUGCUACCGGAUUUAUCUACGACUUUCCAUUUCUGGAUGAUGGUAUAAUCAGAGUUGACGGUCAUUUCCCGUACCUGUACGAACUUGUGUUCCCUACAAAUCUAAGUCCAUGCACACUUGCUGUUGUAGGUCUGGUUCAACCAUUUGGUGCUCUACCACCAAUAUUAGAAAUGCAGGCCAGAUGUAUUACAAGGGUAUUUGCUGGGAAGUGUGAUCUACCGAGUGCAUCCAAGCGCCUUGAGGUUGUAGAGAAACGCAAAGCGUUCAUCACCCGUAACUUCACCAACUCACCCAGAUACAGUCUUCAGAUAUUUCCCAUCCUUUACAUGGACAGGCUUGCCACGAUGAUCGGCUGUAAACCAAAUUUCUGGAAACAUUUCUUCUCGGAUCUAAGAUUGUGGUACAAGAUCUAUUUUGGUCCAGCUACUCCCGUUCAGUGGCGCUUAAAUGGCCCGGGCGCUUGGAAAGGCGCGAAAGGUGCUAUUGAAAAGGUUCAAGAGCAUACAUACUUCCCGAUGAAAACCAGAAUGUCAGGCGAAGGGGAGAAAGACGGGCUGUACGAAGGCUGGAUUCAGCUUUUCAAGAAAAUUUGUUACAUAAUCCUCAUUCUCCUUUUUGUUAGAUACUUGGUUGUGAAUGGAUUCAUGGCAAGUUUCGUGAAAUCUGUGUAA